UCUCUGGGAGAACCCGAGCCCCGGAGUUCCUUUACUGUAGGCCCCGCCCCCGCGCCACCCUGCCCGCUCUAUCCGCCGCCAUGAUCUGCCUGGUGUUGACCAUCUUCGCCAACCUCUUUCCCAACACCUGCAGCGGCGUGAACGAGCGCACUUUCUUGGCUGUGAAGCCCGAUGGAGUGCAGCGGAGGCUGGUGGGCGAGAUAGUGCGGCGCUUCGAGAGGAAGGGCUUCAAGUUGGUGGCACUCAAGCUAGUGCAGGCUUCCGAAGAACUGCUGCAGGAGCACUAUGCUGAGCUGCGGGAGCGCCCCUUCUACAGCCGCCUGGUUAAGUACAUGGGCUCUGGGCCAGUGGUGGCCAUGGUAUGGCAAGGGUUGGAUGUCGUGCGAGCUUCGCGGGCCCUCAUCGGGGCUACUGACCCAGGGGACGCCAUGCCCGGCACCAUCCGCGGGGAUUUCUGCCUGGAGAUUGGCAAGAACUUGAUUCAUGGGAGUGACUCAGUGGAGAGCGCUCACAGAGAGAUCUCGCUCUGGUUCCGUGAGGAUGAACUACUGUGUUGGGAGGACAGCACUGGACAUUGGCUAUACGAAUAGAUGCUUCUGGAGGCUGUGUUGCCAGCCCAAGGUGGUGUAGACUUUUUGGUACCCACAGAACUUGGCAGCAGUAAUAUGGUUGUGAGUCCACCCAAUCUAGUCCACCCAGGGACAGCUGCUCACACCUCCCCUCCCCGUACUUCUUUUUCUAAUAAACUACAGAAAACGUU
Molecule: messenger RNA, 760 nt
Organism: Nannospalax galili (Upper Galilee mountains blind mole rat)
Lineage: Eukaryota; Metazoa; Chordata; Mammalia; Rodentia; Spalacidae
Gene: Nme3
Product: NME/NM23 nucleoside diphosphate kinase 3
Exons: 5
Coding region: 81-590 (169 amino acids)
Biological process (GO): GTP biosynthetic process; CTP biosynthetic process; UTP biosynthetic process
Molecular function (GO): nucleoside diphosphate kinase activity
Source: RefSeq, a predicted model, not a curated record